GUGGCAUACUAUGAUGAUUGAAAAGUUGCUCAAAAUAUUAUUAUGAUUUUGUGAUAAUUUAUUGAAUUUAAUGAUAUUAAUUUGAAUAUUUAUAAAAAAACGGUCUUGACUACAAUGAAUCCACAGUAUAUGCAACCACAACAAUAUGGUCCUCCGGGAGGACAAAAUAUACCAAAUCCUCAAGGAUCAUAUGGACCAGUUCAAAAUAAAAUGGCUCCUCCAAUGGCAAAUUAUAAUUCAAAUAUUUCUCAACGACCGGGUAUUCCUCCACAAAAUCAAUUACCAAAUAAUCCACAACAAUAUGCAAUGGCCAGAUCGCCUAAUCAAGGUAUUUCUGAACCAAGCCCCCCUGUAGGACCUGAACCGAAUAACUUACCACCAUUAAAUCAACCUGAAUAUCCACCUCAGCCUCCAGUUCAAACAAAUUUACAACGACCCCCUCCUAACUCUAAUUUUGCUCCUCCUUCAGCACUUCCUAAUCCACAAACAAAUCCAAAUCAGUUAGCACAACAAAUGGCAGGAUUACAAGUGAACCCACAGAUGCCACCUGCACAACCAGGAUUUACAAUGAAUGGGGAUCAUCAUAACCAACAAAGACCACCCAUGCAAAUGCCGCCUGGUCAACUAGGACCACAAGGACCAGGAAUGCUACCACCUCGUGCUGGUGGCUACCCACCACAAGGAAAUCAACCACCACAUAUGCAAUCGCAACCACCAAUGACCAAUUUAGCAGGUGGUAUGCCACCAGCACCUGGACAAAGAGGUUAUCCACCUUCUGGGCAAUAUGUGAAUGGAGUUCAACAACGUGCUCAACCAGGGUUACCACCACAGCAUGCCCCGCAGAUGGCUCCGCCUAAUCCAAUGAAUUUCCAUCAGCCACCGCAUAUGCCUCCAAUGCAUCCGGGUCAAUAUCCGGGUAAUUAUCCAUCACAAAAUGAAUAUAGUCAACCACAACAACAGAAAAAAUUGGAUCCAGAACAUAUGCCGAGUCCUAUACAAGUGAUGCUUGAAGAUCAAAACACAAGAUCUGGUGUAUUUUGUACAAAUCAAAAAGGUCUUGUACCACCCUUAGCAACAACAAAAUUCUUCACACAAGAUCAAGGAAAUUGUAGUCCACGAUAUAUGCGUUCUACCAUGUACAACAUACCAAUUACAAUGGACAUGAUGAAACAAACUAGCAUACCAUUUGGAUUAGUAAUAAGUCCACUGGCACGAACCGUUGAACAAGAAUAUCCACCGCCAAUUGUAAAUUUCGGUGAAUUAGGACCCGUACGUUGUGUACGUUGUAAAGCGUAUAUGUGUCCAUUUAUGCAAUUUAUUGAUUCUGGACGACGUUUUCAAUGUCUAUUUUGUAAAGCAACGACAGAAGUACCUAAUGAAUAUUUUCAACAUUUGGAUCAUACAGGACAGCGAGUCGAUAAAUAUGAAAGGCCUGAAUUGGUACUUGGUACAUACGAGUUUGUAGCAACGAAAGAUUAUUGUCGUAAUAAUGUGUAUCCAAAACCACCAGCAGUUGUUUUUGUUAUUGAUGUAUCGUACAACAAUGUUAAAUCGGGACUUGUUCAUUUAUUGUGUGCAGAAAUGAAGAAUAUUAUUAAAAAUUUACCAAUUGAUCAAGGCCAAGAAAAAUCUAAAAUGAAAGUUGGAUUUAUAACCUAUAAUAAAACUGUUCAUUUUUACAAUUGUAAGGGAAACUUAGCCCAACCACAAAUGUUAGUAGUUGGCGAUGUACAAGAAAUGUUUAUGCCACUAUUGGAUGGUUUCUUGUGUGACAUUGAAGAAUCUGAAGCUGUUAUUGACUCAUUAAUGGAACAAAUACCAAUUAUGUUUGGUGAUACACGAGAAACAGAAACCAUUUUAUAUCCAGCAAUACAAGCUGGUUUAGAAGCAUUAAAAGCAUCUGAAUGUGCUGGUAAAUUAUUCGUAUUUCAUUCAUCGUUACCCACAUCGGAAGCACCCGGUAAAUUAAAGAAUCGUGAUGAUCGUAAAUUAUUGGGUACGGAUAAGGAACGUACUGUUUUAACACCACAAAGUAAUGUGUAUAAUAAUCUUGGUCAAGAGUGUGUUGCCGCUGGAUGUAGUGUUGAUUUAUUCAUUUUUAAUAAUUCAUAUAUUGAUAUUGCAACAAUUGGUCAAGUAUCACGUUUAACUGGUGGUGAAGUUUUUAAAUAUACAUAUUUCCAAGCUGAUAUUGAUGGUCCACGACUAAUUCAAGAUUUAACCACAAAUAUAAGUAGACCAAUUGCUUUUGAUGCAAUAAUGCGUGUGCGUACUUCAACUGGAGUGAGACCAACAGAUUUUUACGGACAUUUCUUUAUGUCGAAUACAACAGAUAUGGAAUUAGCAAGUAUAGAUUGCAAUAAAGGUAUAGCAUUGGAAAUUAAACAUGAUGAUAAGCUUACAGAAGAGGAAGGUGUUUAUAUACAAACUGCCCUAUUAUAUACAUCAUGUUCUGGACAACGACGAUUACGAAUUAUUAAUUUAUCUUUACAAACAUGUUCACAGUAUGCAGAUUUAUAUCGAAGCUGUGAUUUGGAUACAAUUAUGAAUUUCUAUGGAAAACAAAGUACAUUCCGUUUAUUGGAACAUUCACCAAAAGCUGUGAAAGAAGGUUUAGUACAACGUUGUGCACAAACAUUGGCAUGCUAUCGUAAACAUUGUGCUGGCCCAUCAAAUGCUGGACAAUUAAUUUUACCUGAAUGUAUGAAACUAAUGCCAUUGUACUUAAAUUGUCUAUUAAAGAGUGACGCUAUUUCUGGUGGUUCCGAUAUGACUAUUGAUGAUCGAUCAUAUGUAAUGCAAAGUUUAAUGGUUAUGGAUGUUCCAUCGUCGGUAUCAUUCUUCUAUCCACGUUUAACACCUGUUCAUGAUAUUGAUGUUAAUGCUACAGAUAUUCCAAUGCCAAUUAGGUGUACAAUUGAACGAAUGGUUGAUAAUGGUGCUUAUAUUUUGGAAAAUGGAAUUCAUAUGUUCUUAUGGGUUGGAUUAAAUGUCAAUUCUGAAUGGGUUCAAAGUAUAUUCGGUGUGCCAUCAGUAAUUCAAGCAAAUUUCGAUAUGGUAGAAUUACCAAUUUUAGAAAAUCCAUUAUCAAAUCGUAUGAGGAAUUUAAUAGAAUCUAUACGAUCACUUCGGCCUCAUUGUAUGCGAUUAACACUGGUAAGACAAGGCGAUAAAUUAGAGCAUGUUCUAAAACAUUUCCUAGCUGAAGAUCGUGGAACUGAUGGUUCACCAUCCUAUGUUGAUUUCCUUUGUCAUUUACAUAAAGAAAUACGUGUAUUAUUAAGCUAGCUUGCAAAAAAUGCAAGAAGAUAAAUCAACACUCAUUUAUAUUUUAAAUAAAAAAAGAAAAUUAUA
Chrysoperla carnea is the source of this 3354-nucleotide messenger RNA. RefSeq names its product protein transport protein Sec24C (gene Sec24CD). Lineage: Eukaryota; Metazoa; Arthropoda; Insecta; Neuroptera; Chrysopidae. The record is from RefSeq and is a predicted model, not a curated record. Gene Ontology annotation, biological process: intracellular protein transport; endoplasmic reticulum to Golgi vesicle-mediated transport; COPII-coated vesicle cargo loading. Gene Ontology annotation, molecular function: zinc ion binding; SNARE binding. Bases 115 to 3288 code for a protein of 1057 amino acids. Gene Ontology annotation, cellular component: COPII vesicle coat; endoplasmic reticulum exit site. The transcript is spliced from 10 exons.